Messenger RNA from Pomacea canaliculata, 490 nucleotides. RefSeq names its product keratin-associated protein 19-2-like. Bases 132 to 431 code for a protein of 99 amino acids. Lineage: Eukaryota; Metazoa; Mollusca; Gastropoda; Architaenioglossa; Ampullariidae. The record is from RefSeq and is a predicted model, not a curated record. The transcript has 3 exons.
GCCACAAGAACCAUAAACAUUAAACCUUAUUACCUCAAAAUCUUGUAUUUAAGAGCCUGCAUCAGUCUUCUUCAUCACACCGUCUCUGCCGAGCUUUCUCGUCCGUUCUUUGAUCAACGCAUAACUCCGACAUGAAGACUGUCAUCGCUCUUCUUCUCUGCGCCCUGGUGGCCAGCGCCAUGGGAGGUAACCUCUUGGGAGGUUAUGGCUAUGGUUACGGUUUAGGCCUUGGCGGCUUGGGUGGUGCUGGCUACGGCGGUCUUGGCUACGGAGCCGGCUAUGGCGGUCUUGGCUACGGAGCCGGCUAUGGCGGUCUUGGCUACGGAGCCGGUUAUGGUGGUCUUGGCUACGGAGCCGGUUAUGGCGGACUUGGCUACGGAGCCGGUUAUGGCGGCGUUGGCUAUGGCGUCGGUGUCGGCAAAAGGGGUUAAAAUGUCGGAAAGGAGUUGUCUAUCCACUCUGAUUUAAUAAAUACGCGGUGAUCAGAUAA